AUGGAUCAUCGACCUCGAUUUUCUCAAGAAGCAGCUUCAUCCAACGAGGUUCCAACAAUGGGUUCGGCUGCUUCAGUUGCACGCUCCGCGUCAUACCCCGCGCCUGAUCACGAGGCGUCUCCGAAGACCACCACAACAAAAGGAGUGAAUGGACAAAAUGAACAUUACCGACAACAACUCAAGACGGCUUCUAUCGAGCUUCUCAACGAUGAUAGAGUGGGACCGGGAUCCAAAGCUGGGAGAUCUCUCCAGAAUGUGCUUAUGGAAACGGAGCAGCGUCUGAGAGAGCAGCGCAGGAGCUCUCUCCACAACAAGGGUUCCAAUUGA
Penicillium atrosanguineum is the source of this 327-nucleotide messenger RNA. RefSeq lists its product as uncharacterized. The transcript has a single exon. The record is from RefSeq and is a predicted model, not a curated record. The coding region runs from base 1 to 327 and encodes 108 amino acids. Lineage: Eukaryota; Fungi; Ascomycota; Eurotiomycetes; Eurotiales; Aspergillaceae.